Molecule: messenger RNA, 2949 nt
Organism: Mercenaria mercenaria
Lineage: Eukaryota; Metazoa; Mollusca; Bivalvia; Venerida; Veneridae
Exons: 2
Coding region: 128-925 (265 amino acids)
Source: RefSeq, a predicted model, not a curated record
UUAUCUAACAAGUGCUUAUAGCUCCAUUAUAUUACAUUAAUGUAGGACCUCUUACUUCAUCAACACAUAAAUACGUGUAGGUGUGUAGGUUUUCACAAAUUUAGUAAACAUUAGAUUAAGAAAGAAAAUGGAAGAUAUUCUUUUCUAUUUCAUGACUGUGUUAGUAUACGUUGCCCGACCAGUAGUGAGUGAGAGCGCGAUAAAUGGAACCAGCUGUAACAAGUUUGAAUGUGAAUACAACAUAAUUCUAAAACUGAUUAAACUUGAGGAGAAAGUUUCCCAGCAAGAUGAGAAAAAUGCUGAGCAGGAAAAGAUGAUAGAAACCAUUUCACGCGAGUUAGAAGACAGCCGCAAGGCUCUAGAAAAUCAUAUCUCUGACGGUUCUACAUAUGUUAGAUGGGGCCGAAAAACGUGUCCAAGCGGUGCUACUGUAGUUUACGAAGGGUACACAGCUGGAAGUUCUUACGAACACAGCGGCGGAGCUGCACAAGCUUUAUGUUUAACUACGAAACCGGCUUGGAGACGGUACACAUCAAAAGAGGAAGCGGGAGCUUAUAUUUACGGAGCCGAAUACCAGACAUCAUCGUAUAACGUAUGGAGUUAUUUGAACGAUAAUGACGUUCCCUGUGUCGUCUGUCGCGUACCUAACAAUGACGUGCUGAUGGUUCCAGGAAGCAGCAACUGUCCAAACGAUUACAAUCUUCAAUACAGUGGUUAUUUAAUGGCAGGGCACUAUGGUCACACGGCUCCCAGCGACUAUCUCUGUGUAGAUGAUAACCCUGAAAUAAUAGAAAGGGGCUAUCAAAAUAACAAUGGAUAUUUACUUUACUUUGUACAGGCGAAAUGUGGUUCUCUACCGUGUGGGCCAUACGUGAACAAUAGGGAGAUAACAUGCGCUGUCUGCUCAUUUUCACUCAAAGGAUAAUCGCAAAGCGUACAACCAUAUGUAUAACUUAACCCUUGAAUACAUUUUAACACCUCAUUGUUUUUAAUGUAACACUCAGCUUAGUAUGGUAUGAUCAAAAUAUCACAAAAAACUGCUCACUGAUGGUUCCAGGAAGCAGCAACUGUCCAAACGAUUACAAUCUUCAAUACAGUGGCUAUUUAAUGGAUGGGCAUUACAGUCAAUCGGCUUCGAGCCACUACCUUUGUGUGGAUGGUAACCCUGAAACAGUAGACAGGGGCUAUCAAGAUAACAACGGAUAUUUACUUUACUUUGUACAGGCGAAAUGUGGUUCUCUACCGUGUGGGCCAUACGUGAACAAUAGGGAGAUAACAUGCGCUGUCUGCUCAUUUUCACUCAAAGGAUAAUCGCAAAGCGUACAACCAGAUCAAUAACUUAUCCUUUGACCCUGUACAUUAUAACACCCCAUUGCCUUGAAUUUAACACACCGCUUAGUAUGGUAUGAUCGAAAUAUUACAAAAAAAAAAAGAACUGCUUACAGACUUUCUGGACGAAUGUUUAAUGGCACCUGGUACCAUUUGAUAACAUGUCACGAUGUUUUUUAUUUAUUUCAAUCUGAAUCAAUGUAAAUUAAAGAAACCGAUACACCUUGUUCAGAAUAAUUGGAAAGUGCAUGACAUGUUUCAUGAUGUAACAUUAUGUGAAAAAGACCUUUAAGGGACUCUUUUCAAAUCUUCAGGGAAUACCUCUGCAUGGAUAGUCGUUAGUUAUCGAAUAACGAGUGUUACUUUACAAUCAUUGGAUAAUGAAUAAGUACUGAAUAAUAACCGUAAGUUCUACAUGUAACACGUUAAAAUGUUAACGCUUAAAGACACAUCUGACAGUGUCCUAUAUGUAUAUAGGCACAAAUUUUCCUAUGAAUAGAAUUUCUUUAAACUUUGUGUACUGACCGAGAAUCAAGUUUAAAAUGGAAAUAUGUAUUAAAAACUAUAGGUACCGAUGCUUGAUCUUGAAUCAUCUGCCCUUGAAAAUCAGAAAUAAAAGUAAAAAUAUGAUUUUCAAGGGCAGAUAAUUCAAGAUUAAGGCAAGGAAACUGUGCAUUUUAAUUUAUAUUUCCGUUUAAGUCAGUAUUUGCAUUCAGUGUACAAAGUUUAAAGAAAUUCGGUCCAUAGGAUACACCAGAAUUUUGAGGUAUCAUUUUGUCAUGUUUAUAGUUAAGGGCAUUUGCCAUAGUCUCUAUAUUGACAUGGAGAAACACUUUUUACGGACAGAAUUUCUUUUUUAAACUAUGUUUACUGACAGCGAAUCUAAUCAAAAACAGAAAUAUAAAAUAAAGCAAACCAUAGGUACCUAGACUUGGUCAUGAAAUGUCUGCCCUUGAAAAUCGGAAAAUACUGAAACAUCUAUAUUCAAGGGCAGAUAAUUCGAUAUCAAGCUAUGAUUUUUAAUACAAAUUUCCGUUUUAACCUUGAUUCUCAGUCAGUGCACAAAGUUUUAAGAAAUUCUGUCCAUAGAAAAUUGUUUGCCUAUAUACAGUCAAACCUGUUUAUAAAGACCAUCAUUGGGAGAGCCAAAAUUUGUAUCCAGUAUAGAAGAAAAGUGGUUUUGAAACAGCAAUAUGAUACAAAAAUUACUUAGUGUGGGGACGCUCCAUUAAACUGUUUGUUUAAUACCAAAGUCCAAGAAAAACACGAUCAAGACUUUAUACGUUACAAAGACAAGGACGACAACACGUCUUACAGGAAAGAAACUCCGCAUACUAACUUCAGUGCAAUUUUGACUCCCUUGCGUGUCCCUUGUGAAUUUGUUUAUGUUGUAUGCCAUAUCAUUACAUUUUAUUUAUAAGAUGUGUAUCAUCCUUCAUUAAAGGUAGUAGUUAUAAGGACACAUACAAAAAAGUCUGAACAUAAUCGAGCGUAAAUUUGUGACAUUUAGUAGUUUUGCACCAUUGCAAUAAUAUGGUAUUUAACUAAUACUGCUUGUUGUUUAAAAUGUGUCUCUUCAUUUCCUUCCUUCUCUGUUGUUUUUGUAAAGAGAAAUUACCU